AUGGAUUCCGAGGGCUAUGUAAAUCAACGACGAUCCUAUAAUGGUGAUCUUUGCACCGUGCGCUAUGUCGGGAAAGUUGAGGGCACCAUCGGUGAAUGGCUCGGAGUGGAAUGGGAUGACCCAACGCGGGGGAAGCACUCUGGUGAACAUAACGGAGUGAGAUAUUUCACAUGUAGAAGCAAACACCCCACGGCCGGGUCAUUUGUGCGUCCAUCGCGACGAUCUGAGCAACCUCGGGGUUUCAUCGAGGCUUUGCGCCAGAAGUAUGCAUCUGAGUUUGAGGAGGAGCUUGCAAGGCAGAAGCAAGGAGAUUUGGCCGCUGCAGAUGGCUUGCGAGACGCUAUCAAGUUCAGCGGCAAAGUUGUAGAAGAAGUCGGCUUUGACAAGAUUCGGAAGAAGCUCGCUGAACUUCAGGAAUUGAAGAUUGUCCUCCUAGAUGGCCUGCGCGUUGGGGGGAUUCUUGCUCAUGCGGCAGGCCCAGAAGAAAGGAUGGAGGCUUGUCGGGACAUCGAAACGACAUGUUCCAAAAUCGUGGAGCUCGACCUCAGUUACAAUCUCCUGGAAAGGUGGACUGAAAUCGCGGAUAUAUGUCAUUGUCUGAAGCGCUUGAGAAAAUUGAAAUUGAUUGGGAAUCGGCUUGGCCCUCUCGAGGAAGGCUUGACAUUCGACGGUAUCACGCAGCUUCACUUGGAUGAGACUCUUCUGUCAUGGGACGAGAUCUCAGCCUUGACAUAUCAAUUUACAUCACUCACUGCUCUCUCGGCUUCUGCAAACCAAAUCACAGAGAUUUCAGCCCCCAUAACAGGGACCAUAACAACGUUGAUACUAGAAAACAACGAUAUUUUUUCGCUGGUGUCGCUGGAGAGGCUCACUUCCCUGGACAAACUCGAGCAUUUGUCUUUGCGAGAGAAUCGUAUCGACAAAGUCUAUGGAAGGGAUUCAGAAGUCAACCCAAUCCAGUUCUCGCAAAGUCUCAAGUCGGUGGAUUUGUCUAGAAAUAUCAUCGACUCCUGGUCCUUGGUGGACGAGCUACAAUCUAUAUUUCCCGGCCUGCAAUCUCUUCGAAUCUCUGGAAACCCCCUUUAUGACAAGCCUGUCGCCCCCUCGACAGCUACAGGCCUACCGGAGAAGCCAAUGACCGUGGACGAAGCAUAUAUGCUGACUCUUGCCCGGCUGUCUUCUAUCCAAACACUCAACUACAGCAAGAUUACUCCCCAGGACCGGAGCAAUGGAGAGAUGUACUACCUCUCUCUGAUCGGUAAGGAACUAUCUGCGUAUCCGGAGAGCGCAGAACGUGAGAUCCUGGGUACGCAUCCUCGCUACCAUGAACUUUGCGAAAAAUACGGACCCCCCACAAUCAGACGAGCUUCCGAAUCAGCUGGUGCUGCGGUUAAUCCACGCUCCGUUGCUGCUCGAUUAGUGAAGCUCAUCUUUCAUUUGAAUCCCUCUGGCGGUUCCGAAGCAAGAGAACAGCAGAUUAAAAGUGAGAAGAUUCCGCGAUCCUUUGAUACGUACCAGGUCAAGGCUAUUGCUUCCCGACUUUUCAAUCUGCCACCCUAUCAGUGCCGGUUGGUAUGGGAGACUGACGAGUUAGACCCAGUCAGUCAGGAGAAAAAACAAGAUGAAGAUGACUGGGACAGUGACGAUGAUGUGUCCAACAAGACUUUGGAAGACAAUAGCAAGUUAGUGGAUCUGAGUGAGGAAGCCAAGUUCGUCAAAAGGGAGAUUGAGCUUGUUGAUUCGACGCGUGACAUCGGAUUCUGGUUUCAACCUGAUAUCCUUGAAGCAAGAAUCAGAAUAGAGGUUGCAUCUUGA
Aspergillus clavatus NRRL 1 is the source of this 1815-nucleotide messenger RNA. Its product is annotated as putative tubulin-specific chaperone. The coding region runs from base 1 to 1815 and encodes 604 amino acids. The record is from RefSeq and is a predicted model, not a curated record. The transcript is spliced from 4 exons. Gene Ontology annotation, molecular function: protein binding. NCBI's taxonomy places the organism in Eukaryota, Fungi, Ascomycota, Eurotiomycetes, Eurotiales, Aspergillaceae.